GUGAGUUAUUCUGGUCAUUGUUUGUUGUGAGUUUGUUUGCCAACUCAUAUCUGUUUUAGGAUCUGCUUCUUACAGGUGCCACUAAGCAGCUUUGUCACUGCAUUAGACACCAGCAGCCUCCUCUCCCAUGCAGUGUUAAUGAUUUACAUUUACAACUGAGGGAUUGUAAUAGCCAGUGAUGCACUAACCAAAGGUCUCUCUAUUAAAUAUUGUCAUCAUACUUGAAGAACAACACUUGUUGGAAUUGGAUUGUCGUGUCCAGCACGACAGACAUGGGGAAGAUGGGGAAAGCUUUACUUUUCCUUUUCGCCUUCAUUCCUUCAUCUUACUGUAACUCCUUGCCUGUCAUUAAUAUGCCGUUGCAGGAAGUGAUGGAAGAUAUCGAAAUAGGCAAUUUUGCAUUUCAAAUCAACGCGUACGAUGUCGAUGGUGAUCCUUUAACAUAUAACAUCCAGGGACAAAAUGCAUAUUUUUUUGAUGUCAACAAACAGACUGGUGAAGUCACAAUCCGUACCAAGCUGGAUAGAGAGACAAAAGACCUCUUUUACAUAGAUGUUGUUGUGAAUGAUGGUGUUUAUCCAGAUGUGACAAAACCGGUUUAUAUUGCUGUCUUAGAUGCUAAUGACAACAUACCGAUAUUUCAAAAUCUUCCAUACAACAGAGAUAUUCCAGAGAAUACACCUGUGGGCAGUACAAUAUUUACAGCAACCGCCACAGAUAAAGAUUCAAACCUAGCUGCUAUUGUGUCCUACAAAAUUGAUGAAGUUGUACCAAAUGACGGAUUUCAACUGUUUGAAAUCUCUGAGACCAAUGGAAAUGUUGUACUUAAGGGACCUUUAAACUUUACUGAGAAAAGCCCUUUCUAUCAGAUACGCGUCAGUGCAACUGAUGGUGGUGGGCCGUUGAAUGGUGUAGAAGUGUUUCAGUCAUCCACAACAAUUGCAUUAAUCGCAGUUAAAGAUGUGCCAGACAUUGACCCACAGUUUCUGAAUUUACCAAACUAUGUCACAAUUGAUGAGAAUUCACCCGUGGGUACGCUUGUCUUUAGUGUGAGAGCCAGAGAUCCAGAUACAGGAAUCAACGACCCAAUCCGCUACAGCAUCGAAAGUACUAAUGCACAAGACCUUUUCCAAAUCAAAGAGAGUGAUGGUACAAUAACUGUUAAGACUGAGUUUGAUCGAGAGGCUUUGCUGGAUAUUUCUGCUGUUGUAGACUUGAGUAUAAAGGCAAGUGAAACAAACCCUAAUGUGAAUGGAGUCAUUGCCAGCACAGUACAAACACUACAGAUUUCUAUUACAGAUGUGAAUGACAACGGGCCAAAUUUUUAUGAGUGUGUAGGUGAUAGCUGCACACAGAAAAACAGUUUCACGGGUGAAGUUGAUGAACAUUCAUCUGUAGGUGUGGCUGUAUCUCGUCUGAAUAUUAGAGUCAAAGAUCCAGACCAGGGUGAACGCAGUAGGUUCGAGCUCAAGCUUGAUGGUCCAGAUAAGGAUGCAUUCUCUGUGACUCCCAGCUCUGGUCUGGCAGACAGUAUUGUACAAGUGAUGAUAAAAAAUUCAGCCGCCGUUGAUUUUGAGACCAAAAAAAUAAUGACUGUGCAGAUUAUUGCUAAAGAUGCCAAUGCAGACUUCACCUCUACAGCCUCCGUCACUAUUAACAUCAACGAUGUAAACGAAAACUACCCUGAAUUUGAGAAGGAAUUUUACGAUUUCUCUAUUGAUGAACACUGUAAAGACGGUACUAUAAUAGCUACCAUUACAGCAACAGAUGCAGAUGCCUUGGAUGAUGGCAAAAUAACUUACAAACUGGUACCAAGCAGCAUGCUGAAGUACUUUGACGUUUUUCUAAAUAAUGGAACUAUCUAUGUAAAAAAUGGAAAGCUUCUUGAUCGGGAAACCACCAGUACCUACACACCAACCCUACAGGCCAUUGAUUCAGAAGGCAAGACCGGUACCACUGUUGUGGAAAUCAACCUUCGAGACAUUAAUGAUCAGACACCAGUAAUGAACAGAGAAAAAUAUGAAACUUUUGUACAAGAAAACGACCCUUUCAGGAUUGAAAUUCAGGCUCGAGAUGGAGAUGAACCAGAAACACCGAACAGCCAAAUCCAAUAUAAAAUUAAAGAAGGAUCUUUCAGUAGCAACUUUACCAUCGACCUGGACAGUGGUGUGAUUCUGAACAAAGGUUUAUUGGACCGCGAGGCCAUCGACCCUAAGCUGAAUGGUGUGAUUGAGUUGACAGUGAUCGCUUCAGACAUGGGCGUGCCAUCCCUGUCCUCAUCAGCCACGGUUAUCAUCAACAUUGCGGAUGUCAAUGACAAUUCUCCAAAAUAUCUGAAUGAUGAUUACAUCUUUCAUGUAAGAGAAAAUGAAGGAGGUAUAUCAGUUGGCUCGGUCUCGGCUCUCGAUGCCGACCAAACAGAAAUAUAUAACCGUAUCACCUUUAGCAUUGAAAAUACUUUCAAAAGUUUCAUUAUAAUUUCCGAGCCCUUCGGUGAAGGUUACCAGGGCAAUAUAAAAGUGGAUCCUCUCUUUGUGCUGGACUAUGAAAGUGACUUCAAGACCUACACUCUUACUAUUGAUGCAUCAGACUUGGGUCAAAAUAAAGCUGUGACCAAAGUGCAAGUGGUGGUGGAGGAUGUGAACGAUGAACCGCCUGUGUUUCCAGCUGACCUGACGCUGCGUGUUAAAGAGAACACAACCGUGACAGCACCUUUGGGCGCAAUUGUAGGCACAGAUGUGGACACCAAGCACUUUCUCGAAUAUGCACUUGUUUCAGCUGAAUGUCAAUGCGGUGGCACCAGAAAGCCGUGUCCAGAUGAAUGGUUCAAAGUUGAGACUAAUGGAGAUGUGGUAGUAAAUUCUGCUUCCCAAUCAGCGAUCGACUAUGAGAAAUGUAAUCAGGCGUUCUUGACAGCCAAGGUUAUAGAUAUUAAAACUGAAAAAGGGCAGGACAGCACUGAAGGGAUUGUGACUAUUAUUAUUGAGGAUAUCAAUGACAAUGCCCCAGAGUUCUUCACAGUGCAGGAUUUCUAUGUUGUAUUACUUGAAAGAGUUGAUAAAGACUCAGGGGUCGCCAAAGUUUAUGCCGAAGACAGAGACACAGGAGAGAACAAAAAAACAGAGUUUAAAGUUCAUAAGGUUGAUUUUAUUAGUGCUGAAGGGAUUGUCCCUCAAGAUUUGAUUUUUUACGUUGACACUGAAGCUCAGCAAGAUUCUGAAGGAAAGUUCUCUGCAGAUAUACGCUCAAAGAAAAAGAUGGACUCUGCUCAGAAAGGCAAGUUCAUGGUGGAAGUUCAGGCCUGUAACCCUGAUGGUCUCUGUUCCACUUCUGUGCUUGAUCUUCUCACUGUUGACUCAUCCUACAAAGUGAGUCUCAGAUUUAAGUCACCCGUGUCUGUAGUGAAUGAGAAUUUGCCACGUAUCAGAGAGAUUCUGACAUCUGCUACAAAAGCAUCAGUUCACAUCUUUAAUGUACAGUUGGAAGAAACUCAACGUGCUGCUGAAGACGUGACUGUUCUGGAAGCGUAUUUUGUGUUCCCCAACGGUUCAGCUCUUGACUACGCUGAAGUGAACCAAAUUUUGAAUUCAGAGGAGGUUUAUAUGGAGUAUGGAAUGAUUUUGGUUCAGUUAGGAUUCACCGGCAUUUCAACAACCACUGAUGGUGGGAAAAAGAUGAAGACUGAAGUCUUCAUCCUGAUUGGAUUGGUGGCAGCUCUGGGAAUCAUUGCGAUCGUGACAACCACCUCUCUAGUGUGCAUCAGAAGAAACUACAAGAGGAAACUCAAAGCUUCCAAAGCAAUGAACUCUGCAGCAACAGUGGUGAUAGAGAAUCAGAAGUCCGGACCUGUGGUGCCUGGAACCAACAAAUACACCAGCGAUGGAGCAAACCCAGUGCUGAAUAUGAAUUUUAACACAGUCGCAGACCUUGGCUUUGAUGAGGACGGAUCCAGUAUAGAUAAAGAGAGCCUUAAUUCCCUGGACUACAACAUUGAUAUGGGCACAGAGAAUGAUUCAAUGCCAAUGAUGAUGAUUGAGGAAGAAGAGGAGGAGGAUGAUAGAUCUCCCUCACUAUACAUUGAGCCUCUGGGUGCUGCAUUGGCCCAGCGUGAGAAAAAGAGAGAAAACGAGAGUCCCAAUUUUGCUUUUGAUAAUCCCGCUAUGAGCACCACUGACCUCUAACAUAACAUCCAACCUCUGUCCGCUCCCUAUCUUAUCUUUUAUCUUUUUAAUACCCAGACCUGCCAUAAAAGAAGAGAGUUUUCGUGCUCAGCCUAAGCUUUUAACAAUGGUUGCUCCCACCCCUUUAAUGUAUCAAUCUUGCACAUCAAAUUAAUGACUUUUGUGAAAAGUUUUGAUACAACUUUCAUGUUUUUUUCUUUAUUUAUAUUUGUCUUUUUCUUUAUUUUUUUCUUUAAACUCUUAAUUUUUUAAUGAUAGAAAUAUAACUUUUGGGGGUUCAAUAAGUGAUACUGAAUCCUUUAUCGAAAUUCCAGCAGGCAUAUGACCGACCUUCAACGUUGAAAUAUGGUUGAAAUUAGGGCUGCACGAUUUGGGUAAUUUUUCCCAUUGCGGUUAUUGGUGCUAAAAUUGCGAUGUGCGAUUGCGAUUAUACUAAAUGGUAUCAUGAGUCAACUUGAUGGGUUUUAAAGAAAAUCCACACACAGUUUAGCUAAAAUUUGUAUUUGUAAAACUAGAAAUGUUUUCGUAUUGCCACGUGAUGUAGCAACUGCUCAGUGUCAGUAAUCCUAAAUCCAAAAUACCGCCAUACAACAGACAUAGAGUUUUUUUUUAGUUACCAGAUCACUGUCAACCUCCUCUGCAUCCAUCUUCGCUCUGGUAUAAGUGACGAAGCACACCACACACGUGCAUGCCACACGUGCACUGCCUUUUUUGUUCAUUUUUCUUUCUUUUUUUUAAACAGCAAGGAAAAUCAUCAAACUGUUAUCAGAAAGUUUGUGUUAACAAGUCCACACAUUUAUUUAUUUAAUAUAAUUGCAACAUUUUGCUGUCAUAUAAUUGCACAGGCUGACAUCGCGAUUGCGAUUGCGAUGCGAUUAAUUGUGCAGCACUAGUUGAAAUAAUGUCAGUUCUUGAUUUUUUACAUUGAAACAUUGUGGAUACAACAGUUAAUGCUAAACGGUUGCAAAAGGUUAAUAAAAUGCUUAAAAAUCAAAAGUUGAAAUUUGGUUGAAAUAAUGUCAGUUGUUUGUUCAACGUUGAUUCAACCUUGUCCUUGACGUUGUUUCAAUGGUUAAUCAACAUUAAAUUGCCAGCUGGGAUGUUUGCUAUAGAGAAAAAUGGAACUCGCUUUUCACUUUUUUAAAUUUCUUAUAAUAUUUUAUGUAUGUGAACAAAGUGAAUGAAUGUUAAAAUGAAACAUACAACUAGGAUUCAAGAAAUCAAAUUAACAGAAUGACUACCUGUGAACCCUGCCAAAUGUUACCUGGCACUUGCCUGCUAAAGUCUGAGUGAAAGCAAGCAAAUUUAAAUCUCAGAUCCUACUAAGUCGGUUUGGUGACCAGGGUGUACAUAGCCGAAACUGUUUAUAUACAAUAUAUUGUUGAUAAUGUGGUGUUGAUAUGUGCUGAAUACAAUCAUUUGCAAAAACAUUCUUCUAAUUUUGCUACAUUCUUGAAAUAAAGUUGACUGUUUUGGCAACAUUA
This is a messenger RNA of Paramisgurnus dabryanus, 5665 nucleotides long. NCBI's taxonomy places the organism in Eukaryota, Metazoa, Chordata, Actinopteri, Cypriniformes, Cobitidae. The record is from RefSeq and is a predicted model, not a curated record.